Messenger RNA from Entrophospora sp. SA101, 387 nucleotides. Lineage: Eukaryota; Fungi; Glomeromycota; Glomeromycetes; Entrophosporales; Entrophosporaceae. The record is from the annotation of a GenBank genome assembly.
AUGGAUAACGAUGAUAUUUAUAAAACACCGACAAUUCUUAGAAAAGAAGAUUUUAGUGAUAACUUUUUUUUAAAUAACGAUAAUACUAAUCCAUUUUUGCUCUCUGAUGUUGGUGAUACUACAAUUCAAAAACCAAAGGUUACAAAAUUUAAUACUUAUAAAGAUAAUAAGCAAGAUGUGGAAAAUAACAACAACAAUGAUAUUAUUAGCAAUAUUAAUAUAAUUGAUAUGGAAACUACACCUACAAGAACACAAGAUUAUAUUAUUGAUGAUAAUUUUACAUAUAAUCUACAUAACGAAUAUGAAAAUUUGGUUAAGGUGAAUGGAAUGGUUGCAACAAUUAAUAACAAUAUGGAUCAGGCAAGACGAAAUUUACAGAGUAAUUAA